Temnothorax curvispinosus is the source of this 564-nucleotide messenger RNA. It is a transcript of the gene Tango14, whose product is annotated as dehydrodolichyl diphosphate synthase complex subunit NUS1. NCBI's taxonomy places the organism in Eukaryota, Metazoa, Arthropoda, Insecta, Hymenoptera, Formicidae. Gene Ontology annotation, molecular function: ditrans,polycis-polyprenyl diphosphate synthase [(2E,6E)-farnesyl diphosphate specific] activity. The record is from RefSeq and is a predicted model, not a curated record. The annotation marks the transcript as partial. The transcript has 3 exons. Gene Ontology annotation, cellular component: endoplasmic reticulum membrane; dehydrodolichyl diphosphate synthase complex.
UUUUCUCUAUUUAUAUUGUUUUUUCAGGUUUCUUUAAGAAAAAUGAAAUCAAUCUUAAAGAAGAAUUUGCGAGAAAGCGGCCUGAUCUAGUAGACCAUAUUAUAUGGAAUCCACAUGCAAAGGCACCUAGUCAAAAUGGAGUAAUUGGAAGCAAGUCGAAGAUAAAUGUAUCAUUACUGUCGGAUAUAGAUAGCAAAGGGAAAAUAGUAACGUUGACGCAGUCAUUGGCAAAAGCCGUAUCUACGGGGAAUCUUGAAUCGGAAGAAAUUACGGACCAAUUAAUCACCGAAAAGUUACAAAUAAAAGGGAUGCCCGAUCCCGAUCUCGCUUUAAUAUAUGGUUACACUUGUUCCACACAUGGUGUUUUACCAUGGCACACAAGAACAACAGAAUUUUUAAUGCUGCCGAUGUAUGUUAGUAUCUCAGUGAAAGAUUUCACGUGUCUAUUAGAGAGAUAUAACAAGUGUGUACAACGGUACGGUAAAUGAUAUGUAUAAUUAUCCUUAUUUAUACAAGAGAUACUGUGUAUCUGCGUAAGGAAAAAUAAAUUAUCGUAAAGACUGA